AUGGCAGAAGCUACCCCGAGUGGUCAAGGUGCACCCCCGGCAGAUGGAGCUCCACCUCCGAAUCAAGAAGGCGCUGAUGACAAAGACGAGAAGAAAGAAUUAGAGAGCGGGGCAUCGGGGGCAGGCAGUCAAAUGGGUGGUGCACCUCCAGAAGCGGGAGAAAGUGGAGCGAGUGAAGGUAAAAAGAAGAAGAAAAAGAGCAAGAAGAAGAAAAGGAAGACAGCACAUUUCAAGAAACGAGGACAUCCGUAUUUCAAAGUACUGUGCAUCGUAUUCUCACUAUUGUCUCUAGCCAGUCUUGCUACAGCAUUGACUAUGGGUGCACUGAUGUUAAACGAUACAGCAAAGUAG
Cylicocyclus nassatus is the source of this 351-nucleotide messenger RNA. The record is from the annotation of a GenBank genome assembly. NCBI's taxonomy places the organism in Eukaryota, Metazoa, Nematoda, Chromadorea, Rhabditida, Strongylidae.